CGCCCCUCUCUCUCUCGCGCGCGAACCCCACCCAACCCCUCGUCUCCAACCCACGACUCCACGACUCCUCCUCCUCUCUGGAUCGAUCCGCAACCGCUUCCAACCCAGCCGCCGCCGCAGACCUCCCCCAAUCCUGGCCUCCUCCACGCCGAUUCAAGCGACACUCCCCACUUCCAGAUCAAACCCUAGCCUGAGACCCCUUCCUCCUCGAUGGCCAACCCCUCCAUGGCGGCCGGCGGCGGGGUGCCGUUGGCGGAGGGGGUCCGCGCCGUCGGGGCCCAGAUCCGCAACCGCUUCCGUGUGGCGCCCGUCGACCGCGUGGCUGCGGCCCUGGCGACGCGAUGGUAGCAUCGGCCCUGGCGGUGUUGGCGGCGGCGAGCCAGUCCCUGAGAAACCGCGAGAUCCUCGACGCUGUGGGCACCACCGCGGCGGCGCUAAGCACCACCGAUGCCGAUGGGGUCCAACGAGGCGGACAAGCCGCUGCGGCGGAUUGGCGCGUCGUUUGAGCAGCUCGCGGUCGUCUCCAAGCAGCAGCAGCCCGCGAUGGCGGCGGGGGACUUCUCGCGCGCCUGCUCCAACGUCUCCGUCCUAUUCUGCUGCCUCGGCAUCGCCUUCAAGUUUGCGGAGAUGGACUACGUAGCCAAGGUCGCGGCGACCACCAAGAAGACACCCAACUCCCGCACCCCGAACUACCCUACCCGAGCCUGCCAUUGCAGCUGCUGUGUCAAGUCCACAACAUCACCAUGCAUGCUGACAAGGACAAUGACGAGGUCUACGCACAGAUGACUCUGCGACCAAUAAACUCUGUGUUGUGUGUUCUGGAAGAUGGAAGAGGAAGAAAACCUAUUUUUGUUGAACUAAAUUUUCUGUAUUCUGUUUUGUUGUACGUAUCAUUUGAUAGUUUUGUAUAGGAACAAGUGAUACUAUUUUGUAGGGCUUUAUGGCAUGUGAUGUAAACAUAUUUAGUGUUGAAAUAUGAAAUUAUUUGCAAAAUUUGUCGA
Messenger RNA from Triticum aestivum (bread wheat), 1001 nucleotides. RefSeq names its product accelerated cell death 11. The transcript has 4 exons. Bases 448 to 786 code for a protein of 112 amino acids. The record is from RefSeq and is a predicted model, not a curated record. Lineage: Eukaryota; Viridiplantae; Streptophyta; Magnoliopsida; Poales; Poaceae.